CGCUGGGAGAACUGGCUGGAGGUUUCUUAAAAAAAUAAAUACGUAUCACUAAGACCUCCGCUUCCAGUGAGGGCCCGACAUCUCACGCACGCGUGGUGUUUGGCGAGCGCUUAGCAACGGGCGAGGUGCGGGGAUGGCGAGGAUGGCGGCGCGCAACGCCGUGCGAAUUACCCCGGGCCGCGGCCUCUCUGUGGCCGGCCCAUGACGUAAUGGUGUGUGCCAGGGCUGAGGAGCCAGCACCGGCGUCGGGGACGUGGCUAAAAAUAAAUUCAGCUGUGAAGUCGGCGACUGCCGUCAUUGCUGCACGGAGCAGCGCCAAUAGAAUGAGGAGCCGGGCCUGAGCUCACUGUGCCGAGUUUUGGCCAUUCAUGGAAAUGUAGGCGUUGAGUAAAAUUGACAUUGCGAGGAAAGAAGAUCUAGAGCCAAAGAUUUGCUAAUUCGGACAGGUGAUGUACUUAUAGUGUCUGGUAGAUUUUUAUCCCACAAUUUCCUUGAAGGAAGAGGGAACGUGUCAACAGUGACGUAUUCUACAGAAAAGGAAAAAAAUCGUAACUGGAUCCACACACAAAAAUGUGACAACCCCUCCUCUACAUGCUUCAGAGCUUGAUUUUAUUUUCGUGACGGGGUGACUCGUGUUGAAGAAUCCCAACGAAAUAAACCAGCAGAGUGCUGAGAUUCUCAAUUAUGAUGUUUCGAGAUCAAGUCGGUGUUUUGGCAGGGUGGUUUAAAGGUUGGAAUGAAUGUGAACAAACUGUAGCUUUGUUGUCCUUAUUGAAACGAGUGAGCCGGACCCAGGCUCGUUUCCUUCAGAUUUGUCUAGAGCAUUCUUUGUCCGAUUGCACCGAGCUUCACGUUCUCGAGGGAGAGGCAAAUGAUGCUGCAUUCAUUAAUCAAUGGCAUCAAGAAUCUAAGGACAAAGUAAUGAUGCUUUUGCUGACACAUCUUCCAUUACUGAAGCCAGGAAACAUUGAUGCAAAAAAAGAGUACAUGAAGCUUUUGCCUAAAAUUUUGGCUCAUUCUAUUGAGAACAAUCAGCACAUAGAAGAAAGUAGGCAGCUCUUAUCUUAUGCUUUGAUCCAUCCUGCGACCUCAUUGGAGGACCGAAAUGCACUAGCAAUGUGGCUCAACCAUUUAGAGGAUCGCACCUCUGGUUAUGGAAGCCAGAGUAGGGGACGCCAUGAUUCAGUGGAUUUUGGGCAAACUCUUUAUUAUCACCAAAGACAGAACUCUGAUGACAAGCUCAAUGGUUGGCAGAGUUUACGUGAUUCUGGAAUUUGUGUGUCUACUUCUAACUGGCCAGACAAGAACCAGGCUUGUGAGAAUGGGCAUUUGCCUCUUUAUUCUUCUACUUCUGUACCUGCAACUAUCAACACUAUUGGGACUAGCACAACCACAAUUCUCUCAGGCCAGACACACCACAGUCCUCUGAAGCGUUCAGUAUCUCUUACCCCACCAAUCAAUGUGCCAAAUCAGCCUCUAGGUCAUGGAUGGAUGUCCCAUGAAGACCUGCGAGCAAGAGGACCUCAGUGUAUCCCGUCAGACCAUGCUCCUCUCUCCCCACAGAGCAGUGUUGCUUCUUCUGGUAGCGGCGGGAGUGAACAUCUUGAAGAUCAAGCAGUAACACGAAACACAUUCCAAGAGGAGGGCAGUGGCAUGAAAGAUGUUCCAGCCUGGUUAAAAAGUCUGCGUCUGCAUAAAUAUGCAGGUUUAUUCUCCAAACUCACGUAUGAAGAAAUGAUGGCACUCACGGAAGUUCAACUGGAAGCACGGAGUGUUACCAAAGGUGCAAGGCACAAAAUUGUUCUCAGUAUACAAAAACUAAAGGAGAGGCAGAAUGUACUCAGAUUGUUGGAAAAGGACAUUCUUGAAGGUGGCAAUCUCCGCAAUGCACUUCAGGAACUGCACCAAAUGAUUCUUACUCCAAUCAAACCUUACAGUUUCUCUCAUAGUCAGAACACAAGUGAACAAAACCAAACUUUUGACUCUCAAUCCUCUAUCAUGAGUUCAGACAGCAGCUUAGGAAGUCGGCUUUCUGAUGUGAAGGACUCUGCUGCAGGUGGAAUUCAGCAACAUAGCGUCACAGGGUGUGAGAGUGAGUCGGGCAGUGCUGUUGUUCCAGAAGGGGAUCUACCUGGACAGUUUACAAGAGUCAUGGGUAAAGUUUGUACACAACUACUCGUAUCCAGACCAGAUGAAGAAAACAUAAGUUCUUACCUGCAACUCAUUGACAAAUGUGUAGCUCAUGAGGCUUUUACAGAAACACAGAAGAAAAGAUUAUUGUCUUGGAAACAGCAGGUUCAGAAGCUCUUUAGAUCUUUCCCCCGGAAAUCUCUCUUGGAUAUGCCAGGCUAUCGACAGCAAAGAAACUGGGGCUUCAGUCAGUCUAACUCCCUACCAGCAGCUGGAUCUGUGGGUGGAGGAAUGGGUAGACGAACUCAACGUCAAUUCCAGAUGCCCCCUCGAAAUCUACCCACUGCUCGUCUGGGUCUUGUGGGUCCAAGUGGACUCUUGGGUACUCCACAGCGCAGUGCAACAAGCAAUCCAGCCAUAUUAAAACAAGGAAGGCAGAACCUUUGGUUUGCUAACCCUGGAGGAAGUAAUAGUAUGCCAAGCCGAACCCAUAGUUCUGUCCAACGUACACGCUCACUGCCUGUUCACACAUCACCACAAACCAUGUUGAUGUUUCAGCAGCAAGAGUUCCAAGUGCCAGUGACAGAACCUGAUAUAAACAACAGACUGGAAUCAUUAUGUCUCAGCAUGACUGAACAUGCCUUGGGUGAUGGCGUUGAUAGAACUUCUACUAUCUAGAAAGGAUAAACUACACCAGUUGAUGUUGGCUCUGAAUCUUAUAAAUAAUCGUGGGUUCAGACCACGUUCAUAAGUUCCAGUCACGUGCCCUGGUCAGGGUCAACUGAUACCUUGUGUCAUGUUUCUGCAAGCUGUAAUGAACAUUUUAUUUUUACGCGUGUUUGGAUUGUCACUGUGUCAUCAAAUCCUGAAGCAUUGUCAAGCCAAAUAAAAGUACUUCAGUCCGCGAAAAGGAUUUUGCAGUGAAACAACCUCAGAGAAGUCAGCAGAUGAGUUAGUGAGGUGGCAGAUAAAUGGGGUGGUCUUUUUUAGUGACAACAGGUGAAUUUCAAUAGUGGUUCGUUACAUUUCUGUUCUUAAAAACAUUUCUUUAAAAGAAUUCUGCAAACUUGUACUAAAAAUAUGCUACCAGAAGAAGUCUGACAUGAGAUGUCAUUCACCUUAAAUGCAUCUGAUUUGGUUGUUGAGCUCUUUUCAAAAUUGAAGUACUAUUGUCAUGAAGAGGACUCUGAGAUGAAUAAUUUAAGUGCAACUAAAAUUAACUUGUUGUUUACAUAAUUAUAAAGGGUACAUAAACAUUUUCAGGUAUGCUAUUGUUAUUUGUAUUGUCAUUGUUAAAGCAUUUUCCCCCUCUGCAAUAGCAGCAGGUUUGUUCGUUUGAUUAGCAGCAAAGCCAUGCUUCCAUGGGGUAGUUGCUUUUUCUAAAAGAAAGUGUAAGUGCUUGUGACCUAAGUGGGUACAUUUGUUGAUGAUGAGAGAGGGGUUCUGGAAUGUUGUUGAAUGCUGGAGAGUUAUGUGAUACCAUAGGAGUUAAACUCAAUCAGUCUUGCAGUCAGUUUAACUGUUGGCAAAUAUGCUGUUUGCUCUUGUUUUGCUUCCAAUUCCCCCUCCCCGUCCCUUGCAAAAAGGCCCAGUGUUUACAGUUAAAAUUAAGUUGGUACUGUAUGCAAGUUACCAGGUCCUAAAUAUUUUCUGCAUCCCUUCCCCAAUCACUUACCCAAAGUGUUGAAAAACUAGAGAGUAAGCAUCCAAGAGUGUGAAAGAGGGAGUUUGUACAACAUACACAAUAUAAAAGGAAGGAUAAGGACUGAGAAAAAUUAGACAGAUACUGGAUGAGGUUGAAUAUAUGGAUAUUUUGUCAGAAAGGGAGUUGGAAAUGCAGUAUUAAAGAAACUGGUGAAAGCAAAGUGUUUAACCAUUUUCACAAAAAGUGCAUUUAUAUACAAUGAAUGCAAGUUCAAACAUUUAAUGUGACUCUGUUCUUGCUAACACAAAAACUUGUUUGAUGAGAGUCCUUAGAAGUAUUUACAAAUCAGAAUUGAUAUUUAUUCCUCCACUGAUUUAUAGAUACAGAGGUUAUCUAUUAAUUAGAUGUAUUAUUUUAGAUAUGUAUUAACUUGCUAUGGCUGGUAACCAUGAGUAUGUCUCAAAAUAUUAACAUCCAUUUAGUUAAUUUUAAUAUUAUUGCUUAUUUCUACUGAUGAGUAUAGUUUAAAUAUUUGCAUAGAUAAAAAAUGUUUUGCUAAGAAGUGCUGUCUGGUGAAUUAAUUUUAACAUGUGGCUUUGUCUUGAGAACACUGAUGCCAUUCUGUUUUUUUUUCUGUUGAGUCCUGUAUUGACUGCAGGUGUAGAGCUUGGUUAAUACUAUCCUAUGUAAAUUGAAUUAUUUAUGAAAUGAUGAUUGCAUGCAUAUAAGGCUGUGAAGUCAAAUAUUUAGGAAAAAAAGCGGCAGUGCCUUUCCUUUUGUAUCUUCCACAUACCCCAAACAUUAACUGUUUUAUACAGAACAAAAUAGCACCAUUAAUUGAAAACAAAGGUGACAAGACAUAUUCUUGAUAUUUAUAGUCUUUGUUUUUGUUUGGUUAAGUGUUGUGCACACUAAAUAUCCCUGCAAGUCCAGCAGAAAGCCUGGUAGAGUAACUCUUUUGAAUAUGUUUGAAGUGCUUAAUUUUUUGUGGACAUUGGAAAAAUUCAGUAGUGAAACCAUAUAAAAUAGCUUACUAUUGUGAGCUGUUCCAGAAAUGAAAGUUUUCUAGAAUUUCUGCCAGGUUACUGUAAUGCCUUUAAGAGAUUAUGGCUGGAAAACAAGACCUCUUAGUAAUGAUAUUUUAAAGUUCAAAGCAGAGUCUUGCAUGGAUGUGUGUGCACUAUAUAUAAGAGAAAACUAGAUUACAUUUUUAAAAAGAAUUGUUUUGUACAAGCCAUUAACAUUUGCUAUGAUGGCUUUUAUUUUUUGUAUUUCUUUAUCUUGAUUCAGAAAAUAGUGAAUGUUUAUUCCUCUGAGAGGAAUAGGAAGCAAUGCUAGUAGUAAUUACCUGGAUACUUCCGCCCUCUUUUUUUUAAUAUUAUAUUAUUCCCUAAGUAUUUAUGGACAGUUUUGUUAAACAGUGUAGAACCUUUUUUCUUUUUUUUAAAUACUCAAUCCCAUAUUACUUCCUUUGUUGCAUGUCAGGCAGAGACAGCCCCACAUGGUAGGUGCAUGCAUGCUAAUGUUCUCGUUUUCCUCUGUAAAGAAGGUAGUGUACAAGAAAAGUGUUUCUUGCAUAGUUACUGCUGCACAUAAAUGCAUAUUUUUACAGCUUGUCACCUUAUGGAAAAAGCACGUUUGUUACAUGUUAAAGCUUUAUGACAAACACUCGUUUUACUUGCUGUUCUUGCAAGUGUAUAGUUUUCAAAUGUUCUUGUUUAAAGUUACCAAUGAAUUACUCUUGUGACUUAAAACAGCAAAUGCUACAAUGUAUUUAUUUACUCCCAAUUCUGUCACUUAACUAAAAUGUUGGCUAUUUCACAUCAGCAUUAUAUUGAAAGUGAAGGGAGAUAAUACAAGUUUUUGUAACAUUGUGGUGUAUGUGUUUGUUUUUUUCAAAAAUAAAACUUACACACCCAGUUUGAAUACUCAUGCAAUC
This is a messenger RNA of Mobula hypostoma (lesser devil ray), 5714 nucleotides long. RefSeq names its product sterile alpha motif domain containing 4A (gene samd4a). Gene Ontology annotation, biological process: nuclear-transcribed mRNA poly(A) tail shortening; regulation of mRNA stability; negative regulation of translation. NCBI's taxonomy places the organism in Eukaryota, Metazoa, Chordata, Chondrichthyes, Myliobatiformes, Myliobatidae. The transcript is spliced from 13 exons. The coding region runs from base 685 to 2808 and encodes 707 amino acids. Gene Ontology annotation, cellular component: P-body. The record is from RefSeq and is a predicted model, not a curated record. Gene Ontology annotation, molecular function: mRNA binding; protein binding; translation repressor activity.